Sesamum indicum (sesame) is the source of this 811-nucleotide messenger RNA. NCBI's taxonomy places the organism in Eukaryota, Viridiplantae, Streptophyta, Magnoliopsida, Lamiales, Pedaliaceae. The record is from RefSeq and is a predicted model, not a curated record.
AUGGGUGAUUUUCCAUUCGACUUGGGAAUUCCGUCUCUGGCUCGUGGGUCGGACCGUUCCCUAAAUUAUUCACUUCCUCACAACCUUUCCCUUCGAGUCUUUGUCCUGAAAACAGUUCCUUCUUCGCAUCUCUCAAGUGAGAAGGAUUUGGUCUCAUCUCUUCCUGGAAAGCCUAAACCCUCACUCUUCCAAGCGGACAUCAAUCCCGGAAAAAAAAAUAAAAAAAAGAGGCUUGCAGGUCUAGUCGCAUACCCCUAUCGUCUUAUUGUUCUAUUCGUUGCAGUGGUAAACUCAUUGAAUACUAAAAUAUGGUUUAGUCACACCCUUCAAGAGUGUACAUUCUGAAUAGCAAACAGAGCAUUUGAUUCCAUUCCUGAAAACAAUUCUAUCACACACGGCGAAUCGAGUUCAAAGAACUCUCCCCAAGCUUAUUCGUGCAAAGAUCCAGCAUUCCUUCACUUAUCAUAUAGAAUAACGAUCGACAAGUCCAGAGUGUGCACCAACGAGAGAUUGAAGUACGCUUGCAAGACUCUCCGAAUAGCAGCAUUCUUCUCUACUAUGUGAUUAUGUGAGAAGUCAGUCUCAAGACUGUCCCGGCACAGAAGGCAUUUCAUACGGCUGUUCAGGCUAGCAACAGAUUCUCCGGUAAGAUAGAUUCAGUCAGUUCCGGCCGGCAUUCAAUCAAGAAAGAAAAGAAAUGGGCAUUGCUUGAGUUGAGCUAAGUCAAGCUUUUUUUCCAAGUGUUGUAAAGACGGGCUACAACGAAAGUCAACAAGAAAGAUGAAAACUUCUGUCACUGCGCACCACUUUG